Messenger RNA from Erythranthe guttata (spotted monkey flower), 1276 nucleotides. RefSeq names its product 3'-5'-exoribonuclease family protein (gene RRP41L). Gene Ontology annotation, biological process: U4 snRNA 3'-end processing; poly(A)-dependent snoRNA 3'-end processing; nuclear mRNA surveillance. Gene Ontology annotation, molecular function: RNA binding. The record is from RefSeq and is a predicted model, not a curated record. Lineage: Eukaryota; Viridiplantae; Streptophyta; Magnoliopsida; Lamiales; Phrymaceae. Gene Ontology annotation, cellular component: nuclear exosome (RNase complex); nucleolus; cytoplasmic exosome (RNase complex).
AAAAGGGUUAUAUUUCAUAUUCCCCUAAAGUUAGAGGGUUCAUUUGAAAAGUUGUGAAAACUUAAAACCCUCUCAUGGCGUCCUAAUUCAAAACCUCGCAGAAACGCUAAACCCCAGUCACAGCCACCUCUCUCCACUUCUCCGCCCUCACCCCGCCCACACGUAUAAAUUGAUAAAGGAAUAGACGGAUGGCCGGAAAAUCAGGCUCGACGCCGGCGACAUACUCGCCGUCCCUCUCUGGUCAGAAGAAGAAGAGGCCUCCCGUACUUGCCGAUUCCAAUUGGGUCCGACCCGACGGCCGCACCCUCCAUCAGUGCCGCCCUGCAUUUCUAAGGACUGGGGCCGUAAAUUCUGCUUCAGGGUCUGCAUAUGCGGAAUUCGGAAAUACCAAGGUCAUUGUAUCUGUAUUUGGUCCUAGGGAAAGUAAGAAAGCAAUGAUGUAUAGUAACUCCGGGCGGUUGAAUUGUAAUGUCAGUUACGCAACUUUUGCUACUCAUGUUCGUGGUCAGAUGCCAGAAACUAAGGAUAUUUCCUCAAUGCUCCACAAAGCUUUGGAGGGUGCCAUAAUACUUAAAUCUUUCCCCAAGACAACUGUUGAUGUUUUUGCUUUGGUAUUGGAAUCUGGAGGAAGUGAUCUCCCAGUAAUUACAACAUGUGCCAGUCUUGCUCUAGCAGAUGCUGGGAUCAUGUUAUAUGACAUGGUUACCUCUGUUUCUGUGUCGUGUCUUGGGAAGAAUCUUCUGAUCGACCCUUUAUCAGAAGAAGAAAGCUACCAAGACGGAAGUCUAAUGAUUACUUGCAUGCCGUCACGUAACGAGGUUACUCAGAUGACUGUCACAGGAGAGUGGUCGACACCAAAGAUAAACGAGGCAAUGCAGUUAUGUAUUGAUGCUUGUUCCAAACUAGGGAAGAUAAUGAGGUCGUGUCUGAAAGAAGCUGCUUCCAUUACACAGGAUUAGGCUACGUGUUAUACAGCUGCUGAAAUUAUUGGUAAAAAAAUCUGUUUUUGACAUCAAUUUUGCUUCUUAAUAUCCGGACCCUUUCUUUUCGUUGAAAUGUAGUCAUCUCUGUCGAUUAUCCUCAUUUAAACGUUGAUUUAUAUUCUGUAAUAGUAGUGAUCGAUUGACAUCUUUGAGUUUUUGAUGUGCCGCCUAUUCCGAUAACGGAUAAAGUAGCAGGUCUAUCAAAGCUUACUAGGAAAGUUUGUACUUCAUAUAUAUGUGUUUGUGUGUGUGUGUGUGUGUGUGUGUUCAAUUUGAUUGAAAGAUUUUGAUUA